CUGGGUGGGCCCUUGGGUCAGUGGCCCGAAGAGGAAGGACCCAGCAGAUGCGGGUCGGGGCACCUCUAGCCAUCGGUGGUGCCUGUCUCAUUCUCUGCAGGUGAUGGAGUUGCAGGCCGCCUCUGUGCACAGUGAUGAGAGGGAGCUGCUCCAGCUGCUGUCCACCCCGCACCUGAGGGCUGUGCUCAUGGUACGUGACACAGUUGCCCAGAAGAAUUUUGACCCCGUUCUCCCACCUCUGUCUGACAAUAUCGAUGAGGAUUUUGAUGAGGAAUCUGUGAAGAUCGUCCGCUUGGUGAAGAACAAGGAACCCUUGGGUGCCACCAUCCGGCGGGACAAGCACUCAGGGGCUGUUGUGGUGGCCAGGAUCAUGCGAGGAGGCACAGCAGACAGGAGUGGCCUGGUCCACAUUGGAGACGAGCUCCGAGAAGUGAAUGGGAUGGCAGUCCUGCACAAGCGGCCCGACGAGAUCAGCCAGAUUCUGGCCCAGUCCCAGGGAUCCAUCACCCUAAAAAUCAUCCCAGCCACCCAGGAGGAAGAUCGCUUAAAGGAGAGCAAGGUGUUCAUGCACGUCCUCUUCCACUACAACCCUCACGAGGACCGGGCCAUCCCUUGUCAGGAGGCGGGCCUGCCCUUCCAGUGCAGGCAGGUCCUGGAAGUGGUGAGCCAGGACAACCCCACGUGGUGGCAGGCCAAGCGAGUCAGGGACACCAACCUUCGAGCCGGCCUCAUCCCCUCCAAGUGGUUCCAGGAGGGCCAGAGGGGCCUGCUGAGCGUUGUUUCCCCAAG
Messenger RNA from Piliocolobus tephrosceles (Ugandan red Colobus), 789 nucleotides. Its product is annotated as MAGUK p55 subfamily member 3-like. The transcript has 7 exons. The annotation marks the transcript as partial. The record is from RefSeq and is a predicted model, not a curated record. Lineage: Eukaryota; Metazoa; Chordata; Mammalia; Primates; Cercopithecidae. Gene Ontology annotation, molecular function: protein binding.